AUGCCCAUCAUCGACAAAGAUGUGCCCCAGACCAUCUCGAUCCCUUCAGCCACGCUGCGCAAAUUUACGGGAUCUCGAGUCGACCCCUACACCCGCUACGUUGCUUACAGGCUCUUCCGAGACCUGAACAUCUCGGUCCAGGGCCAGAGAAACAUCAACAAUGCGCUCAGCAAUCUCCCGGUCCAUGUGACCGUCGCACCGGGCGAGAAACUGUCCUUCGGCUGGGGUCUGUCGAAUGUCAUUCGUGACCAGGCCGUCCACGAGGGCUCCUAUGAGCAUCUUGCCAUGAUGAUCGCGUUGGGAGAGAGCUUCCAUGAACCUUACGGCGCCAGAGUCCUGAUGGCCAUGGCCAAUGCGGCGGCAGGCCCCGAGGAUAUGACACCCCAUUUCAGUCAAUGGCAGGCCGCGCUUCACGGAUGCAACGGCAUAUUCGCUACGUCGGAUUUUGGACUGCUGGUCGAGGACUAUCUUCAAAUCGACCCCUAUCCCAUCGUCUAUCCCGUGUCGCAGGUCAAGAGCAUCGACACCAUCUUCCCACCGAGCAUGAUCGCCCAGGCGCUGCAGGCGCUGAUGCGCGUCACAAAGGGAGAAGCGAAGCAUGUCACGCUCAUAGGCAGCGGCAUCAUAUCGUGGUUUGCGGCAAUCGCUGAAUGGCUGUGCGAUCUGCGGAUAGUCGUCUAUCAGAAGGACGGGAAAGAGCUGCGCGCUACUCACCCAGAUCAAGAGCCCCAGCUCACGCUGGUGUUCGUACCGGAAGCCGGCAUUAAAGCAUCCUUCGACCCAUGGAAGCCCACGGGACCUGCCGUCGAAGAAUUGUCUCUGAUCGACCGGACCUACUCGGCGACUCUCCAUACCACGAGGUUUGGAGGUCGGGUUGCGUGGCAGUCACUGCUUCCGCGAGUGUUUGGCAAGAGCUUCCAUCAUCUCGACCAUGACCAGUCCAAAGCCUUCGGGACAAUGAUCGGCAGCGCGGCACGGAUGUUUGAGGGUUUGGCACAUGGCAAAGGACACGAGGAGCACGGGCAACUGGUGUCGGUGCAAAACCAGAGCAAUACCGCGUCGUACGGCGCCGGUCUCAUCGAAACCAUCACAAACUGGCUUCCCGAACUGCGCAGAUUCCAGGGUCGCAUGGAGCGUUCGUUGAAGCUGUCUCACGAAGAUGCCUCAGCCUCGUACGUGGACAACCUGACCAAGAUCAGGAAGGCCUGCCACUGCGGCAUUUGCACGUCCAAGGACGAGGUGGAAAAGGACAAGGAGGGUCUUCCGCCCGACCACGGGUACUGUCUGGCGGUCUUGGUUGAGACGGUGAUUUCGCUGGGUCUGGCUCUUGCUCGGAUGGCGGUGUCGGCUCAUCUGUACCCCACCAGAUCGGGCAUCUACAGCUUCUAUCAAAGUCAGGUGGCCCGGAGAAUGGAGGCUCGUGGCUUGCACUGGACGAUGCAUUUCAAACUCGUGUAUGGCAACGUGUGGAACGCCCCUGACGCCGUGCGGCUGCAGAAUUCGGUGCAAAUUUUCGCCGGGUCGAGGCCGCAGAAGGACCUGCCCGACAACUUGGUCGCGCUCUCACACGAGGGAUGUUGCGCAUAUUUCAUGGAUUUGGAAAAGAGAAUGAAGUCUUCGUCAGAUUGUCCCCAGGUCAGGCUGAUCCGAGUGGUGCCUGGGGGAAUCAACGUGGGCGAGAAGGUGUUUGACAGGGCGUGUAUGGGACCUGUGGAGGGUGCCGACCCAGACGAUCCAUGGGAAGACAUCGCAUACGAGCAUCUCCCCGAGCCUCUCUUCUUCAAAUGA
This is a messenger RNA of Cladophialophora immunda, 1788 nucleotides long. RefSeq lists its product as uncharacterized. Lineage: Eukaryota; Fungi; Ascomycota; Eurotiomycetes; Chaetothyriales; Herpotrichiellaceae. The transcript has a single exon. The record is from RefSeq and is a predicted model, not a curated record. Bases 1 to 1788 code for a protein of 595 amino acids.